AUGGCUGGAAUAGUGGAUCUUAUUGCUGAUAUCAAUGCUACCAAGCUUUCUUGGUCAUUGGUUGUGGAUUACAUAGGUGAGGUUGUGGGAAAGGAAGAGGCCAGGGGAAUUAUCACAUGCACGGGUCACCAAAGCAAGCGUAUUGCUCUGCAGUUGGAGGACCUAGAGAAGAAUAAAAUUAAGUGUACAUUGUUUGGAGAGUUGGUUGACCAAGUGCUUCCACAACUUGAACGAGAUGAUGGGGAACCUUUCAUAUUAGUGGUCCAACUUUUUAAGACUAAUGUCUAUUUGAAUUCACUGAAUAUUCAAAGUACCUACUAUGUCUCCAAAGUUUACUUCAAUCCAAAUCUGACUAAGAUAAAUGAGUUUAAGCAAAGGUUGAAUAAGGAUAUUAUUUCCCCUUCACAACGCAUUACUCAACUUCAGACCCAACCUCAAUACUCUGCCACGGAUGAGAUCAACACAGGCAUUGUUCCAUUGAAGACUAUAGAGGAGGUCCUCAAUAUGCAACUGGUGAGGUUCGAGAUGUCAUGCUGGAUAAUUGCCAAUAUUGUAUCUCUAGAGGUGGGAAAAGAUGAUUGGUGUUACACUUCAUGUAAGACAUGCCCGAAGAAGGUUGUUGAAAGUAAAGAUAGGUAUUGGUGUGACCAUUGUAGACGUGUAGGCUUCAAGGCUAUGUUGAGUAAUUCAAUUCUGCUUCCACGGUGCUGCAGGUAUAGGCUACAAAUAAUUGUUACUGAUGGAACUGGGUGUCUAAAGCUCAUUGUGUGGAAUAAAGAAGCAGAGCAGAUGGUGGGAAAGCCUGCUGACAAAGUUAACGAGAUAUGUAUGUGGGAAAAGACAAACUCAUACCCAAAAUACUUGGAUAAUGUUAUUGACAAAAGAUUCUUAUUCAAACUGAACAUUACAUACAAGAAUAUAAAUGCCAUUGAGGGCGUAUACAGUGUAACCAAGCUUUCAGAUGAGGACUUCCUCAUAUCGAGCUUCGGGUGUGCCAGCUCUUCUGUUGAAGCCUUUACUUCCCAAAUAAUGGAUCAUACCUCUCUAACUGAGACAGAAGAUGAUAGCAAUGCCCACGGGGGUAGUUUCUCUUUCGAAGUGAUGAAACUACUGCAUGCACACUCACCAUGUAUACCAGCACCACAAGAACUUGGGAUGUGGUUUUGCCAUGUCCAUCAUAUGUUCAAAGGGAGUGAUCGGGUCACAACCUCUUUUUACAGAAACUCCACCAGUGACAAUUCAAGUAUGAAAGUUGAUGAAGUGAAAAUGUUUUAUGAUUGUCGAUACAUAUCUCCUUGUGAAGCUGCCUGGAGAAUAUUUUUCUAUGACAUUCACUAUAGAAAUCCAUCUGUUGAGACGCUGAGUUUUCAUUUACCAGAACAACAACCUGUUGUAUUUACAGAUAAUGAAUCAUUAGUUGAAGCUCUUGCGAAGGCCACUGUAAAAGAGUCCAUGUUUCUAGCUUGGUUUGCAGCUAACGAAAAAUAUACGGAAGCUAGACAACUAACAUACACUGAGUUUCCAGCAAAGUUUGUUUGGAAACCUUCACCUCGAGCUUGGGAACCUAGGAAAAGUCAUCAAGUCAUUGGAAGGAUGAUUUUCAUUCCACCAUCAUCUGAUAUUCGAACCUACAAUGGUGUUAUCUAUUCAUCAUUUCGAGAUGCAUGCUAUGCACGUGGGCUACUUAAUGACGACAAAGAAUAUAUUGAUGCCAUUAAGGAAGCAAGUCAUUGGGGCUCAAGUCAUUAUUUGCGAAAAUUGUUUGCGACUCUAUUGUGGUCUAACUCAAUGGUGCGACCUGAAACUGUAUGGAAAGAAACUGCCAUAUUAUUAUGUGAUGGAAUUUUGCAUAAUCACAGACCCAUGUUUGGCCGAUCUGAUUUGGUUUUCAGCGAUGAACAAUUAAAGGACCUAACUUUGAUUGAGAUUGAACAAAUAUUGAACAUUAACGCCAAAAGCUUGCGGGAUUAUCCGACAAUGCCAUUUCCAUCAGGGGAUACUGACCAUCUUAGAACAUGA
Arachis ipaensis is the source of this 2019-nucleotide messenger RNA. The record is from RefSeq and is a predicted model, not a curated record. NCBI's taxonomy places the organism in Eukaryota, Viridiplantae, Streptophyta, Magnoliopsida, Fabales, Fabaceae.